Molecule: messenger RNA, 1624 nt
Organism: Ostrinia furnacalis (Asian corn borer)
Lineage: Eukaryota; Metazoa; Arthropoda; Insecta; Lepidoptera; Crambidae
Gene: Aldh7A1
Product: aldehyde dehydrogenase 7 family member A1
Exons: 7
Coding region: 140-1609 (489 amino acids)
Molecular function (GO): aldehyde dehydrogenase (NAD+) activity
Source: RefSeq, a predicted model, not a curated record
GUCAUGACCCAGCAACGGACUUUAUCGGCGCUGAUAAGGCCUCCGCUUUAAUUGUCACAAAUAAGAUAAAGCUGUUUACGAGGAGCGCCGGUUUCAGUUUAAUACUCCUAUUUGAACAACGACCGCGCCGGUACUUAGUAUGCAUCGCGUAGUGUGUCGCGGCUUGUUGUCUCUGCAGCAUACAACCACGAGAGUGAUCAUGGCUCGCAACGGAUCGUUCCUUAUUCAAGACCCUAAAUACUCCUUCCUUAAGGAGCUCGGGCUCAGUGAUAAAAAUGUCGGCGUGUUCAACGGGAAAUGGGAGGCUAGUGGACCGGUGAUCCAGUCGUACAGCCCAGCCAACGGCAAAGUGAUCGCGGAGGUCCAGACAGCUACCACCAGCGACUAUGAGAGGAGCGUGGUGGCGGCGCAGGAGGCGUGGCACAUGUGGGGAGAGAUGCCGGCGCCCGCGCGGGGCGAAGUCGUCAGGCAGAUCGGGGACGCGUUAAGAGAGAAGCUCCAGCCUUUGGGGCAGCUUGUCUCUUUGGAAAUGGGUAAAAUCCUGCCCGAAGCCAUCGGAGAGGUAGUAGAAUACAUCCACGUGUGCGACCUGGCCCUGGGACUGUCCCGCACGUUACCCGGGACAAUCAUCCCAUCGGAGCGGCCGGGACACGUGCUGCUCGAGAAAUGGAACCCACUGGGACUGAUUGGCGUCAUCACGGCGUUCAACUUCCCUGUCGCUGUGUUUGGGUGGAACAGCGCUAUUGCUAUGGUAUGCGGCGACGUAAGCGUAUGGAAGCCCUCAGACACAACCCCCUUAACCGCGGUAGCCGUCACCAAGAUUGUUGAAAGCGUGCUCCAAAAGAACAACCUCCCCGGCGCUAUCGCAUCUCUCUGUGUGGGAGGGAGAGACAUCGGUGAAACUCUCGUCAAGGACCACAGGAUGAAGCUGGUGUCUUUUACUGGAAGCACUGCUGUUGGUCAGCAGGUGGGCGUGGAAGUGCAGCGCCGCUUCGGGCGCCACCUGUUAGAGCUUGGCGGCAACAACGCGAUCGUCGUCAACGCGGACGCCAACCUGGAUCUCCUGCUCAACGCCGCGCUCUUCGCCUGCGCCGGGACCGCGGGCCAGCGCUGCACUACUACUAGGCGCCUGCUUAUACACAACAAGGUAUACAGCGAAGUAGUCUCCCGCCUGAAGAAGGCAUACGCAGGCGUGGUCAGCAAAAUCGGAGACCCGCUGCUGUCUGAGACUCUGAUCGGGCCGCUGCACACGCCCGCCGCCGUCGAGGCGUACAAGAAGACUGUGGCGGAAAUCGUCAAGCAGGGAGGAACUAUCGAAUUUGGAGGAAAAGUGAUCGAACGCGAAGGCUACUUCGUAGAGCCGACCAUCGUGACUGGUCUACCACACGACUCUCCCUUGGUCAAGAGCGAAUGCUUCGCGCCAAUCGUUUAUUGCAUCCCGAUCCCCGACUUGGAUACUGGAAUAGCAUACAAUAAUGAAGUGGAGCAGGGCCUGUCGUCCAGUGUGUUCACGGAGAACCUUGGAGACGUAUUCAAGGUAUGUAUGAAGUGUAUUUAUAUGGAGUUUGAGAUGCAGUUUGACGACAUCGUUAUUUGGUUUGACGGCUAGGGUAAUUGUGAUACC